AUGUCUCUCUGGGGCGAUGGCGAAGUGCGCUUUGUCCUCGUAUCCGAUCUGGAUCACACAAUGGUCGACCACGACGAUCCCCAAGAUGAGUCUCUUCGUUCGUUCAACACACUCUGGUCCUCGAGCUUUGCGAAAGAUUCUCUGUUGAUUUUCUCCACUGGAAGAUCCCCCGCCCUUUUCGAGGAGCUCAAGGGUGCCCACCCACUGCUUGUCCCAAAUUUGCUGGUGUGUUCCGUUGGAACCGAGAUAUUUCAUUUUCAUGAAGGCCAAUCCAAAGAAGAUGAGAGGUGGGCAAGGAUUCUGGACGAAGGCUGGGAUAGGUCUGCUGCCCUGGAAGUGGCCCUGCAGUUUGGCUCUGCACUAGCCCCACAAGUUGAUAGCGAACAACGCCCACACAAGAUCAGCUUCCAUGUGAACGUUGAAAGUCGUGAAGAGCAAGCUGAGCUUGUGGAAAAGCUGGGCUUGGGACUUACCGAGGUUGGCUUGAAAGCCAAGAUUAUUUUCAGCGGUGGAAAGGAUCUUGACAUCAUUCCCAUAGCAGCUGGCAAGGGCAAGGCCUUGGAGUUCAUUCUUGGGCAGCUCCGUGAGGAAGGUCGUUAUCCGAAAGAUGGUGUGCAAGUGAAUGGAGAUUCUGGCAACGACAUUGAAAUGUUUGAGGUGGAUGGUGUGAGGUCGUGUGUGGUUUCGAAUGCACACACCGAAGUUAGGGAAUGGUGCGAUGCUCACAAAACUCCAAGCAUUUUCCAGGCAACUAAACGCUGUGCUGCAGGCAUAAUGGAGGCGCUGGAGUAUUUUGGAUCAGAGGCUCAAGAUCACUGA
Messenger RNA from Ostreobium quekettii, 819 nucleotides. NCBI's taxonomy places the organism in Eukaryota, Viridiplantae, Chlorophyta, Ulvophyceae, Bryopsidales, Ostreobiaceae. The record is from the annotation of a GenBank genome assembly.